Hypoxylon fragiforme is the source of this 885-nucleotide messenger RNA. RefSeq names its product RTA1-domain-containing protein. Gene Ontology annotation, cellular component: fungal-type vacuole; plasma membrane. The transcript has 3 exons. NCBI's taxonomy places the organism in Eukaryota, Fungi, Ascomycota, Sordariomycetes, Xylariales, Hypoxylaceae. The record is from RefSeq and is a predicted model, not a curated record. The coding region runs from base 1 to 885 and encodes 294 amino acids.
AUGGUCGACCGCAACUCCUUGCCAGAGGGUCUCAGAAACCCGAACAAUUGCCAGAAAGAACCCAUUCCCGGGUAUAAUUUCGCCUAUGGCUACCAACCUAGCUUAGCUGCAGGAAUAAUAUUCUGUCUUCUCUUUGGAAUUGCUUUCUUCGGACAUACUCUGCAGGCGAUACGGCUUAGGCGAGCGACAUCAGUAUUGCUGAGUAUUGGUGCCCUGACUGAACUCAUCGGAUGGAUUGGACGCACCUGGUCUGCCGAAUGCCCGUAUAACCAGAGGGCCUACAUGAUACAAAUCACCACGCUAAUCAUUGGGCCGGUGUUCUUCACGGGCGCUUUAUACGUAUUGUUGGGAAUGUUCAUCAACGUAUUGGGACGACAUUACAGCAUAAUGUCCGCGAAGAUGUACACAUACAUUUUCAUGACAUGUGAUGUCAUAUCACUCAUCAUCCAGGCCGCUGGUGGUGCGAUGGCUUCGAUGGCAGCUGGCUCCCAGAAAGAUCCGAAACUUGGCACCAAUAUCAUGGUGGCGGGUGUCAUGUUCCAACUGGUGGCUAUGACCAUCUUCACCAUAUUUGCCAUCGACUUCACUCGAAGAUCCUCCAAGUUGGGCAUGCCUCGGGAGUAUAAUAAGAUACUCAUGGCCUUGUUUAUCUCUCUGGCUGCCAUAUACGUGCGCAGCAUUUUCCGAGCGAUAGAGCUUGUAGAGGGAUGGACAGGGUAUCUGAUGAUGCAUGAAGCCUACUUUAUUGCUCUUGACGCCGCGCUCAUGGUCAUAGCUGUGGCCAUAUUCUUGCCAUUUGAUCCGGCGCGGACAAUACCGAGAGUUCAAUAUCGUGUGGUCAAGCAAGAGCGCAAUGAGUCGACUGAGUAUAGCGCGUUCGCUUGA